CAUGGGCUGGCCUGGGCAAGAGUCGGCCCUGCUUAGCACUGAUCACGAUUUCACUGCACUGAGCGACAUAGCAGCCCAGGAAAGUAAGGCUCUGAGGACCUCCCCAUCCAAACGUAUCUUACGAAGACGCAAGAGAGAAUGGGUGUUCCCGCCGCUGUCUGUCCCUGAGAAUGGCAAGGGUCCCUUCCCUCAGAGGCUGAAUCAGCUCAAAUCUAGCAAGGACAGAGGCACCAAGAUUUUCUACAGCAUCACAGGGCCUGGGGCAGACAGCCCCCCUGAGGGUGUCUUCACCAUAGAGAAGGAAACGGGCUGGUUGUUGUUGAAUAAGCCACUGGACCGGGAGAAGAUUGCCAAGUACGAGCUCUUUGGCCACGCUGUGUCAGAGAACGGCGCCUCCGUGGAAGAGCCCAUGAACAUCUCCAUCAUCGUGACAGACCAGAAUGACCACAAGCCCAAGUUUACCCAGGAUGUCUUCAAAGGGAGUGUCUUGGAGGGGGCACUGCCCGGUACAUCUGUGAUGCAGGUGACAGCCACAGAUGAGGACGAUGCCAUCAACACCUACAAUGGGGUGGUUGCUUACUCCAUUCACAGCCAAGAGCCAAAGGACCCUCCUAACAUGUUCACCAUCCACCGGAGCACAGGCACCAUCAGCGUCAUCUCCAGUGGCCUGGACCGGGAGAAAGUCCCUGAGUACACACUGACCGUCCAUGCUACCGACCUGGACGGGGAAGGCUCCACCACCACGGCAGUGGCCAUCGUGGAAGUCCUCGACACCAAUGACAACGCUCCCGUGUUUGAUCCCCAAAAGUAUGAGGCCCAUGUGCCCGAGAACGCGGUGGGCCGUGAGGUACAGAGGCUGACCGUGACUGAUCUGGACGCCCCCAAUUCACCGGCAUGGCGUGCCACCUACCGCAUCUUGGAAGGUGACAGUGGGGACCAUUUUACCAUCACCACCCAUCCCGAGAGCAACCAGGGUAUCCUGACAACCAAGAAGGGCUUGGAUUUUGAGGCCCAAAACCAGCACACGCUGUACAUUGAAGUGACCAACGAGGCUCCCUUCGUAGUGAAGCUCCCGACCUCCACGGCCACCGUGGUGGUCCACGUGGAGGAUGUGAAUGAGGCCCCCGUGUUCGUCCCGCCCUCCAAUGUCGUUGAGGUCCUGGAGGACAUCGCUGCUGGGGAGCCGGUCUGCACCUACACUGCGCAGGACCCGGACAGGGGGAGCCAGAGGGUCAGCUACCACAUCCUGAGAGACCCAGCAGGGUGGCUGGCGAUGGACCCGGACAGUGGGCAGGUCACUGCCGCGGGAGUCCUGGACCGCGAGGAUGAGCGGUUUGUGAGGAACAACAUCUAUGAAGUCAUAGUCUUGGCCACGGACGAUGGGAGCCCUCCCGCCACUGGCACAGGGACCCUCCUGCUAACACUGGUGGACGUCAACGACCACGGCCCUGUCCCCGAGCCCCGUCACAUCACCAUCUGCAACCAAAGCCCUGUGCCCCAGGUGCUGAACAUCACAGACAAGGACCUGUCCCCACACGCCUCCCCUUUCAAGGCCCAGCUCACACAGGACUCGGACAUCUACUGGACGGCAAAGGUCAAUGAGAAAGGAGACACAGUGGCCUUGUCGCUGAAGAAGUUCCUAAAGCAAGACACAUACGAUGUGCACCUUUCUCUGUCUGACCGUGGCAACAAGCAACAGCUGGCAGUGAUCAAGGCCACCGUGUGCGACUGCCACGGCCACGUGGAGACCUGCCCCAUACCCUGGAAGGGGGGCUUCCUCUUGCUCCCCAUCCUGGGGGCCGUCCUGGCUCUGCUGUGUGUUGAUAGUGGGGGAGCAGGGGAGUCCUUCUCAAUCUCAUGCUCUCCCUUCUCAAAGGACUAUGACAUCACCCAACUCCACCGGGGUCUGGAGGCCCGGCCCAAGGUGGUUCUCCGCAACGAUGUGGCGCCAGCCUUUAUCCCCACGCCCAUGUACCGUCAGCGGCCAGCCAACCCCGAUGAAAUCGGCAACUUCAUCACCGAGAACCUGAAGGCGGCCAACACGGACCCCACAGCCCCGCCCUAUGACUCCCUGUUGGUGUUCGACUACGAGGGCUGCGGCUCUGAGGCCCCCUCGCUGAGCUCCCUCACCUCCUCGGCCUCUGACCAGGACCAAGACUAUGACUACCUGAACGAAUGGGGCAGCCGCUUCAAGAAGCUGGCGGACAUGUACGGGGCUGGCCAGGACGACUAGGCCUCCGGGCCAGCAGGGCCCAGGGCUGCACGUCAGGCUCAGCUGCAUCUGCAAAGGGGCUCGGUCCCCCCUCAGCCCAGGACUCUGAGCUGUUGAGAAGUGGCCUUAGCAACUUGGAGGGAAGAGGCCUCGAGUCUGACAGCAAAUGAGUUGGGUCUCAGCCCUUCAAACACGGGCCGGGCCGUUGGACUUCAGCACUGAAACCUCGCAGCCUCGGGCUGGGUGCCCCGGAGGCGGAAUUUCCGGGAGUCUCUUCCCUGCCAUGAAAUGCUCAGCCCUGUGUCCUGACGCCCCGAGAUACUGUUCUCUCUGGAAUGGACCUUUCCCCUUAGGAAGAGGCCGCUUUUAACAGCCCGGAUUUUUUUUUUUUUUUUAAUGCUAUUUUCAAAAAGUUAGAGGCGGGUCCUCAGGGGUCCCCUGGAGCCUUCAGAGCCCAGCCCAGAGCUGCUGGGCUCUCGGCCUCACACAUUUCUCUUUGCUCUCCAGGCCCGAGGCCUCCUAAUCUGAACGGAUUGCUGCGUUUUUAUACUGAGCGUGUCUAGGUUGUCCUUUAUUUUUAUUUUCCCCGUGGAGUGCUGUAGACGAAGGGUGAUGACAAUCGGGUAAAUGUACUAGAACUUUUUUAUUAAAGGAACUUUCCCAGAGGUG
Molecule: messenger RNA, 2881 nt
Organism: Myotis davidii
Lineage: Eukaryota; Metazoa; Chordata; Mammalia; Chiroptera; Vespertilionidae
Gene: CDH3
Product: cadherin 3
Exons: 13
Coding region: 2-2233 (743 amino acids)
Biological process (GO): multicellular organism development; homophilic cell-cell adhesion; cell morphogenesis
Cellular component (GO): adherens junction; catenin complex; cytoplasm
Molecular function (GO): calcium ion binding; cadherin binding
Source: RefSeq, a predicted model, not a curated record